Messenger RNA from Tetranychus urticae (two-spotted spider mite), 1710 nucleotides. RefSeq names its product palmitoyltransferase ZDHHC8. NCBI's taxonomy places the organism in Eukaryota, Metazoa, Arthropoda, Arachnida, Trombidiformes, Tetranychidae. Gene Ontology annotation, molecular function: palmitoyltransferase activity. Gene Ontology annotation, biological process: protein palmitoylation. The record is from RefSeq and is a predicted model, not a curated record.
UCAGUCAUCACCGAGGAAGCACAGCAAAGUCAGGGAACCUAAAAAUUGUGUUUACUGAGGCUUUGAUGUCUUUCUCUUUUUUGCCAUCAAAAUGUUUCUUUUAAACUAUUUUUCAUUAAUUAACCUUGAUUAAUAUGAAUUAUUUAUUUGUCAAAUUCUUUUGUUUUCCUCAAUUUUGUUUGUAUGUUGUUCAAUUUGGUUUAUGAACCUUGUUUAAUGUGGUAAUGGUAGGAUGCAAUUCAAGCGAUUAGUUCCUGCCAUUUCAGCUUGGCUUCUGCUGAUUACCUGUACUACCCUGUUUUUCAUAUUUCCAUGUCAAUAUCUUCAAAACACAUAUUCAAUCUCAAUAACUAUUGUCCAAGCAAUUAUAUCUUUAUUUGUGAUCACAAACUUUUCUUAUGCCACCUUCAUGGAUCCUGGUGUAAUACCUAAAGCUAGUCCAGAUGAGGAUGUUGAAGAUGAUUUUAGAGCUCCAUUGUUUAAAUCGGUUGACAUCAAUGGUUUAACCAUCAGAAUGAAAUGGUGUUGUACCUGUCAAUUUUACAGGCCACCAAGAUGUUCUCAUUGUAGUGUUUGUAACAAUUGUGUUGAAACUUUUGAUCAUCAUUGUCCAUGGGUGAAUAAUUGCAUUGGCCGACGCAAUUAUCGGCAUUUCUUUUUCUUUUUAAUUUUUCUCAGCAUCCACAUGAUAACAAUUCUCCUCUGGUGCAUUAUUUAUCUGGUUGAUCAUAAAGGUGCAUUACGAGAGCGUGAUUCGAUCAUAGCGAUUGUUAUUAGUGCAGUAAUUAUAUUUCUCAUAUUUCCAAUUAUCGGAUUAACCGGGUUUCACAUAAUUUUGGUCGCUCGUGGUCGAACAACCAAUGAACAAGUCACCGGAAAAUUUCAAAGUGGCUUCAACCCAUUUUCCGAUGGAUGCCUUAGCAAUUAUUGUAAUAUAUUGUGUGGACCUGUACACACGCGUUAUCGAUCACAUGCGAGGAAAAAAAGGUCUCCUUCCAUCUCUAAUAAUGGUAACAACUCUUCUAAUGGAACUAACAGAUACGAUAAACCAAUGCAAGUUUACGUCGAUGAGGGUAACAAGCUUCUUUACGCCAAGUCUCCUGCCAAAAGCUCUUCUGUAACAGAAAUUUCAGCCCAAUCAUUUUCACCGUGUUUGAAACACCAAUCUUUAAAUAAUUCACAGACUGGAGGAUUAGUAAUUUAUUAUUCACCUGAAAGCUACACUAAGAAGUCCAACUCCGACUCUAAAUUUGCAUCUGAAACAGAAUUGCAAAAACUUCAUACAUCUCUUGAUUCAAGCUCAAUGCCGGAAACCGAUGGCAGCUUCGAUUUAAACAAUACCAGUAACAGUGGCAAUAGUAGUGCCAAUGCUAACCUACAUUUUGCCAAAAGGCCGAUAAGUUUUAUUAAAGCCUUGGAAAAUAUUGAAAGGGCUGGAGCCUCUAGACCUGUUACAAGUCCAGCCAAAAAUCAUUCUGAAGAUUCUAGGCAAAGUCAAUAUGAAAUGAAUUACGAAAUCUCAGUUUAAUUGAGAAGAUAACAUAAGAAUCCUACUCACCAAAUCACCUAAACCUUCCUAUCAUAAUCAUAAAGACCAUUUUUCAACCACCUACACAUCCACUCUCACCUCACGCGCACAUCUAUCUUUCUCAUUACUUCAUCUCGUCAUCAUUAUUGAAAACAUUAAAACAAAGCUCAUCUCUUUCAGUU